Castor canadensis (American beaver) is the source of this 404-nucleotide messenger RNA. It is a transcript of the gene Ndufa3, whose product is annotated as NADH:ubiquinone oxidoreductase subunit A3. Lineage: Eukaryota; Metazoa; Chordata; Mammalia; Rodentia; Castoridae. The record is from RefSeq and is a predicted model, not a curated record. Gene Ontology annotation, cellular component: respiratory chain complex I; mitochondrial inner membrane.
GCACGCACGCGCAGCCCAGGUUGCGGAGCCUCGCUGAGACCACAACUUCCGGAGUGCUCCGCGUCCUCGCCGCCGGCGUCAAGACCACGAUGGCUGCGAGAGUCACCGCCUUCCUCAAGGAUGCCUGGGCCAAGGAGCCAGGACUGGUCGUGUCCUUCGCUAUCGGGGGCAUUGCUUUAAUUAUGCCUGUUCUCAGCCCCUACACGAAGUACUCUGUCAUGAUGAACAAAGCCACACCUUACACCUACCCAGUACCUCUCCGAGACGAUGGGAACAUGCCUGACAUACCCAGCCAUCCUCAGGACCCCCAGGGCCCCAGCUUGGAGUGGAUGAAGAAACUGUGAGCACUUCUACUGACAGGAAGGAGGUCCCCCUCUCCUGUGGCCCCCAAUAAAAAUGUGAAA